Messenger RNA from Rubroshorea leprosula, 1249 nucleotides. Lineage: Eukaryota; Viridiplantae; Streptophyta; Magnoliopsida; Malvales; Dipterocarpaceae. The record is from the annotation of a GenBank genome assembly.
GGAAGCUAUACCGAUAGCUUCCUUCGCUCAAUGGUUAGUCUUAACUUAAACCUAACCUAAGAAUUUCUUUAUCUUUCCUAUCGCUUUCAACGCUAUUCAAGACAAGAGGAGCGAAGCUAUUCUAAAGGAGCAAGGUCUUAAACAUCGUAAAAAGGUCUUAAUUUCUUGCUUCCAAUAGAUUAUCGUAUCGUAAGAGAAAGUUAAAAGAGAACGAAGGACCAACGACGAUUCAAUUCAGGAGGAGUCGGACGGAAUCGAAUGAUUACGAGAUAGACAAUGAGACAAAGCCAAGAGGGGAGAGCACUUAGACAAUUCACUUUGAGUACUGGGAAGUCUGCUGGUAGGAAUUCUUCAGGGCGUAUUACGGUUUUUCACCGAGGGGGUGGAUCGAAGCGAUUGCAGCGAAGAAUUGAUCUGAAACGAAGCACUUCGUCUAUGGGCAUUGUAGAAAGGAUAGAAUAUGACCCUAAUCGUUCUUCUCGGAUCGCUCCAGUACGAUGGAUCGAGGGGGUCCACCAGAGGAAAUUGAACACGAUAGAGGAGUUCGCUCCGCCGCGUCAGAUCCUCGAACCUACCACGACCACCAUCCGCGGCCUAUUUUCGUUCUCUUCCCUGCCCGGGAAGGUGGAUCAAAGAAAGGUAGCUUGCUUCUCUCCUGCUCCUGGACUGAUGGCGGCUUAUGUAGUGGUCGGCCCUCCUACCAGAAUGCCUCCUUUUUCGAAGAGCGCCUUGUAUAGUAAAGGCGCAGGAAGCAAAAAAACUUGCGCGAAGGACGUCUUCUUCUCUGCCCUCUCCUCUCCAAAGGCCAAGGGAGAGACUGCACCCCUUUCUUUCGGUAGCUCUUUUGGUUUCCCAAGGAUAGCGGUAGCUGGGGCAAAGCCCACUUUCUUCGCUCCGCGAAUGAGAGAAAAACUCAGAGGAAAAAACACGUUCUCUCUUUGCGAGGUCCGAAAGUGGAGAACGCAUAGCAUUCUCUGGGCACAUAGGAUCAAACGUAAAGCAGCGCUUUCUUGGCAGAGCUUUAGGCGGCAAGAUACUUUAGAGCUUGUUGGAGCUGCUGAGCAUAACGAAUCGAAGCCGAAGACGGAUCCAGGUAGCUUGCCUGCCAAGCCGAUAGGCGAAAGGCCGAAGGAUAGAGCGUGCAAAGUCGAUCGUGCACCUGUCGUGUGACCCGUUGGUCCUAAGCUCGCGAAGCGACCCACCUAGAAAAAGCUCUCCUUUAGGGGGGCACUAAAAUGGAACUUCGAUC